AAUGUCAAAAACAGGCCCGGUAGCACACAUGUUUUUGUUUUGUUUACAAACUUUUGUGCUAUAGUUUUGUUUCUAUUUUAAUUAAAAUGAGUUUUAAAAAUUAUAAAGACAAAAUUGAUGAAGGUGAUACAGUUAUUCUUUACCUUAGCAAUAAUUUAUAUGCCUUAGAGGUACGUCGUGAAAUAAAAAAUAAAAAAGGGGAAAUGAUAGAGAAUGUUUUCCAAACACCCUUUGGUGCUUUAAAGGUAAAGAACUUGAUUGGAGCUGAUUUUGGAAGUAGGGUGGAGUUAUCCAAAGGAUGGGGCCAUGUUUUGCAACCGACGCCUGAACUCUGGUCUUUGACAUUGCCUCACAGAACACAGAUCAUAUACACACCCGAUAUUAGUAUGAUAUUAUUACAACUUGAUCUUGUACCUGGUAGCACUGUAAUUGAAGCUGGUACAGGCAGUGGCUCCUUAACUCAUGCUUUGAUCAGAAGAGUGAGACCUCAUGGGCAUGUUUUUACAUUUGACUUCCAUGAACAUAGAGCUAAAAUUGCUAAAGAGGAGUUUGAAGAACAUGGCAUUGCUGACUUUGUUACGGCACGACAUAGAGAUGUUCUGGAACUUGGUUUUGGUGAAGAACUGAAUGGGAAAGUUGAUGCAGUGUUUUUGGAUCUGCCAAGUCCUUGGGCUGGUAUCCCUCAUGCUGUUACUGCUAUAAAGGAGGAAGGUGGACGUUUCUGCUCGUUCUCCCCUUGUAUUGAGCAAGUACAGCGGUCUUGCAUCGCACUGCAGGAGCAUGGGUUUCAAGACAUAGUGACUAUGGAGGUGCUUCAGACAGAGUUGAAAGUUACCAGGCGAACUAUACCAGUCAGGGAUCUGUCCUUCCUCAGGCAUAAGAGCUCUGAAUGUCCCGUGGAAGAGAAACCAAGCGGCGACACUAGUUACGUCGUAGGGGCGUGGCCCGCGUCCACACCCGGUCACACCGGCUACCUCACUGUAGCCACGCUACCGCCGGACUUUAAGAAAAGUAAAGCAAAGGAUAUGAUGAAGUCAGAUGUUCCUGAAGACAAAUCAGAUUCAUCAGAAAGUGACGAUAGAAUGGUUAUAGAUGAAAGUGUAAAUCAAUAGAAUUUAUUCGUUGCUUAAUUAUAAGUUGACAGUGAAAUAAACAUAUAUCU
Diatraea saccharalis (sugarcane borer) is the source of this 1162-nucleotide messenger RNA. NCBI's taxonomy places the organism in Eukaryota, Metazoa, Arthropoda, Insecta, Lepidoptera, Crambidae. The record is from the annotation of a GenBank genome assembly.